AUUAUUAAAUAUUUUUUCAGAACAUUUUCAUGUCAAAGUUCAUCUACAUGUUGUAAUAUGUGUUACAGUGAAUAUAUAGCUAUUGAGCAGUCAGAUAAGCAGUAUCUACAUAAGUUUGAUCGCUUUUGUGCUUACACUUUUGACUGUGUGAAACGUAAUUUGCAUAAUCGUUGCUUAUCAAUAGAUCAACUGAGUGCACGAGUCUUGACAACACUUGUCAUCAAAAUAUGCUGUUACCUAGCUAAUCACUGUACCUUAUCAUUAAUGGUAAUUUUUGUUUUCUACGAAUAA
Thelazia callipaeda (thelaziosis nematode) is the source of this 291-nucleotide messenger RNA. NCBI's taxonomy places the organism in Eukaryota, Metazoa, Nematoda, Chromadorea, Rhabditida, Thelaziidae. The record is from the annotation of a GenBank genome assembly.